Messenger RNA from Fraxinus pennsylvanica, 1146 nucleotides. The record is from the annotation of a GenBank genome assembly. NCBI's taxonomy places the organism in Eukaryota, Viridiplantae, Streptophyta, Magnoliopsida, Lamiales, Oleaceae.
AUGACUGAGUCCCCGGCUCCUCCCCGUCCUCCAACCUCAUCCAAUGCCACCAAAAUCCCCCAAGAAAUCAUUAGCGAAGAAGAAAUGGCGCUCAUCGAUGCUGCAUUUGUCGCCGCACAGUUACCCCGUAAUCCGAGUUGCAUUCAAUCCAUAACUCGCACUCUUUUGGGUGGUACGGCACCUGAUAUUGAGGACUCGGGUCGCGUUGACUGGUCGGACUGGGACAGUAGACCCCUGAAGAAGAGAAACAGAGGUAUCGACUCGUUUCUGCAUCGGUUCCGCCGGGAAAGAGGCCUCUCUGUUACUGAUAUUAUUGCCACGGAAUGGUGUGAAAAGCAAAUGGAGUUUUUUCUACUCUUUGGCAAACCCGAAAUCACUAAUGCUAUGAAAGUAGGUAGAGCUCGCCAUGUCGAACUUGAACAAGAGGUUACUAAAAGUGAAAAAGUGCCUGUUAAAUCAAAUGAAGAUAUAUGGGCACAGAAAUUUUUGAAUUUUAUAGUCGGUGCAAAUCAACUGAUCUUUGAUGGAUUGACACGCGAGUUACCAGUAGUAGGCUUUGUGGAAGGCAUAUGGAUAAUAGGAAAAAUCGAUGAAAUUCGAUUACCUCUGACAGAUUCUGAAAGAUAUGCAACAUUGGUUGACACGAAAACUCGUGUGCAUCCAAGACUUCCGAGUGAACCUCAACGAAGGAAUGGAAGGCUUCAGAUGAUGUGCUACAAGUAUCUGUGGGACAGUUUAGUUGAUGAUAAAUUCCCUGCAGAAAAUCUUUUUAAUUACUUUUCAGUGAAUCCUCAUUACAUUUUAUCCCCAGAAAUUAGAGAAAAUACGAGAAAAUCUGGUUUCGCUUCAGAGACUCUAAACGAUCUGGUGGGGUAUUUUCGAAAUAGUUGUCGCCGGCUUCCUCGAGCUAACAACCUACUAAUUUUGAGAUAUGAAUCUCAAGAAGAUCAAUCCUUGCUUGGUGAGGAUCCGUUUGCUUAUGAUUCUGAAUGGCUUACGGAUCAAAUUAAGUCUUCUGUUGAGUUCUGGCUAAACAAAAGAGAAGCCCGUUAUACUCCAACGGAGGAGCGUUGGAAAUGCAAGUUUUGUAAGUAUACUAAAGUAUGUACAGUGAACUCCACCCCUGAUGCUUCUUCACCAAGCUAA